AUGAGUAGGCCAAUUCAAGAUUGCCGCCAUCAAGGACAAAUUCACAAAUGGAGUCAGAUUCAAUAUUUAGCCAAUCCGACAGCUAUCAAGUUCGGCGAGGUUUACACUCUCCCUCCCACUUGGUAUAAUGGUACGAUUUCAACUGCAACAAUCCCUUCCAAUUCCUUCAAGUUCGUCAACGAAACUGGUAGCGAGGCCUCUGCAGUUCUCUUCAAGACCGUCAUUAGCCAAGAUAUGCCUUUCUACAUAAGCUCCCCACCCGUUGAUCCAUGGACUAACGAGCUCAUGAGCCCCAGUUCUGUCGCUGCCCUCUGGUUCCAGAACUACGCCGAGGCCAGAACUAUGGUAUCAGUCAUCAAAAGCGACCUCUCUAUGUUUGGCUCAUCUUCCCAGAGUAGCCUUCAGUUGAGAUGGCAAGGAGCUUACUUUGUUGAAAAUAACUACAGAACCCGGCACAGGUCUAUCCACUACCUAGGAAAAGUCAAUGAUACAUUCCAUCUUGAAGCGAUCGCCUAG
Messenger RNA from Fusarium oxysporum Fo47, 516 nucleotides. RefSeq lists its product as uncharacterized. The transcript is spliced from 3 exons. The record is from RefSeq and is a predicted model, not a curated record. Lineage: Eukaryota; Fungi; Ascomycota; Sordariomycetes; Hypocreales; Nectriaceae. Bases 1 to 516 code for a protein of 171 amino acids.